UCAUUUUCUCUUUCUGUCGAUGACGCGGCCACGCUGGUACUUGCUCUGCGUGGGAGAACACAGCACAGCACAGCAGAGCAGAGUGGGAAUACAGAAAGGGGAAAGUGAGCGGCAAGUGAAUGCUUCUCACCUGUGUCGAGAUCAUGCCUUUGGGCUCACACAAGGGCGGAGGGCGUCCGUCGUUGUUGCACUGCGCGCAUUGUUGACAGAGGGGUGUGUAUGUGCGUGUGUGUGUGCGUGUGUAUGUGUGUGUGUGUGUGUGUGUUGGGGGACUUACCAUGUCGUCAUUGGUGUCUUGUGCGGGUGAGGCCUUUGUUCGCUGCUGCUCUCUCUGUCGCUGCUGCUGCUGCUGCUGCUGCUGCCGGCCCUCCAAUCGACGUACAGCCAGCGCAAGAGAUGAAACCUGAUUGAUGAGUGAGACACGCUGCACCAUCCAUUCCAUGCAUCCCAUCAGUGUGCAUGUGCUGUCUGCGUGCCUCGGCCUCAUGUGGGGCGAGUGUCUUGUCUCUGUUGGCAGUUAUCUCCUGUCGCGCUUUCGCGAACACUCCACACCAACGCUGCACACAGAUGACACUUGUGUGGAUGUGGGGGGGUGUUUGCGUGUGCCUCGCUGACUGGCUGACUGACGUGCACACUUACAUCUGCCAAGUGCUUCUUGUUGGCCUCGUGCUGUCUGGCCGUCGCCUCCUUGUCGCUGUCAUCAAACGAACCACCAAGCGCACUAAGGAAGGACACACAUAUACACAAAGACCCAGAGGCACUCAUCCACAAGUGUGUGUGUUUUUGUGUGUGUGGUCGCUCACGUGUAUGUAGCUUGUUGGAUCUGUCUCUCGAGUUGCGUCUCCAUUUGUCGUCUGAUGGGUUCGUGUUUGUUGGCCUCGCUCUGCGCGUACACACUCAGGGUCCUUUCGUCGGCCUGCACACAGCUCAUGCCAGAGAGGGACAUGGACAGGGCAUCUCUCGUGACGUGAUCUCGAGGGUCACCAUGCGCAUCGAGACGUGAGAUUGGCUUUGGUGCCGCCGCUCUGCAUGCUUGAGACGAGCAUCGAGUGCAGACAGCCUCGCCACAAGCUCACUCUCCCUGCCCGGCAUACACACCAUACACAUGACAUACAUGACAUACAUGUGUUGCCUUUCAAGGUUGGUCCGUGUUCACCAGUUGGGGAAUGUACCAUCCGUCUGGCGCUGCAGCGCGGUGCACUCGUCGCGGGCCGCGUUCUCAUUCUUCUGCUCGGUCAUCAUGGCCUCGUCGAACGAACGGAUCUCAGCUGAUGCAUCAGCACCACAUACGCACACAGAAUGAGAGACUGUGAAGUGUCUCUCUUUCUGUGUGUGUCGGAUGACCGUCCAUUUCCGCGAUGCGUGCCUGCACCUCUGCCAACUCUCUCUGGACACACAGAGACACACAACAGGGGCCGUUUUGCCUCGUGUGCGUCGUCGUUCAGUAUGCAGUGCACCUGUGUGUUGUCGAUUUGGUGUGUCUGUGCCUUUCGCUGAUCGGUUGCCCCGUCGAGUCGGCCACUCACUGAUACCAACUCAUCGAGCAACUGCACACAUUCGCACAAGUCCACAAAGGUGCUGUUGUGUUUCCAUGCUUCUUACUGCGAUUUGCUGCUGGAUGGCGCUUGUCUUGCUGUCGACAUCUGUCAGCUCAUCGGCGAAACGCGUCUCCUCACCAGCCAACUCUACAUCCACGCACACAUACACACAGGAGACACAUGAACGUUUCUGUCUGUGUCUCUGUCUGUGUAUCGUGUCGGUGGUUGCUGACCGUCGAUGCUUGUUUGUAUGUCGUGUUGGUGUGUGCGUUUGUCGGUCAUCUGCUGCUCGAAGGCCUUUGAUGCCUUGUCCACCGCUGCGAUGACGUCGUGCAGUCUGGUUAGCUCGGCUGCGAUGUCACUUGUCUCGUGCGUCACCACUGCUGCCCUCUGCUGCGCACUGGCCGUGGCCUCGCUCCAACUCGCCGUCUCCCUCUCCACGUCAGACACCCUGACAGCACGAGACACACCAUCCAUACAUCCAUACAUCCGUGUGCGUGUGCAUGGGUCUUUCGCUUACUUCAUCGACCGCUCUUCUGCCAGCAGCGCGUCGAGUCGGUGAGCGGUUUCUGCAUGUCUGGCCUCCUCACGCGAGACGCACUCAGCACGCACAGCCAGCUCCUGACAUGCGCACAUGACCUCACAUGAAUCACGGUGUGUGAAUUGUGUGGGUCGUGUUUACCUGUUGGAGGCAAUGGUCUUGCUCUCUGAGGAACUCAAGCUGCAUGGUCAGCCCUUGCUGAACACAGCCGCACACACACACACAAAUGGCACACAGAUACAAACGUGAUGUGUGGUCGGUGUGUGGUUGGUUGGUUUGUUUGCCAUCGCUGCAUCGGUCUCGAGUGCGUUGAGCUCCUGCUCGGCCGCUGAAAAACUGCUCUCGAGCGUGUCUCCCUCCCGACAGGACAGAGAGAAGUUGGACUCGAUCGUACGCAACGCAACCUGCACACACAAAAACAGAGUGAGCGCAUGUGAGGAGGAUGCGUUGUGUUGUGGUGUGUUGUGGUGUUACCUUGGCCUUGUCCAUCGCUUCGUGGAGUGACUGCAGCUCUGCGGUUUUGCUGUCUCGGUCACGCUCGGCGGCCGACUUGUCGGCGAGAGACACGGACAGAUGACUGUGCGCUGUGCGAUUGUCGGCCUUGUUGGACAGAAACUCUCUCUCGCCUGAGAGAGAUGCACACAGAAUGGAUCCGUCCAUCGCCUCUUCUCUCUUUGUGUUGUCCUGUGUACACACACGUACACUGGUCGAGCUGCGCGGCGAGGGCUUUGUUGGCGUCCAU
Molecule: messenger RNA, 2821 nt
Organism: Vitrella brassicaformis
Lineage: Eukaryota; Vitrellaceae
Source: the annotation of a GenBank genome assembly